AAAUUUUAUUAAAAAGAUCUCACCAGCAAUAAAUGUUUUUAUCAGUUACAAUUUUGUAUUUAAUUUUGAAAUAUUUUCUGAACUAUGAAACGAUCUAGCUGUCAUCUCUGGUAAUUAAUCGCCCCUUUCAUGCUUCUUUCUGUUGGGUUUGCAUUUGAGAUUAGUUCUAACUUCUAAGUUAUCAACUAAUCUUUCUGCAUUUCCAUGCACUGAUUCUUUCCUUGUCAAUCUUCACUUCUUCUACCUUUCAAAGGAAAACUUUAACUGAGAUCUUUGUGACCAUUAGGGGCUGCAAGUGAUGUUGAAUAUGGGAGAAGAAAAUGUAAUGACCACAGACCACAGAUUUGCUUCGCCUCAGCCGCCUUCUUCUUCUCCGGCAACAAUCCAAAGCCCUAAUUUUAAUUUCAACCCUUUCAACUCAUUUCCCUCCAUUAUUCCGGAGGAGCAUGGGAUGAUGAGCAUGAGCAUGCUGAUGAUGAUGGGAGAUGGAGGAGUAGAAGAAAUGAUGGAAAACGGGUCGGCCGGUGGGUCAUUCGGGUCGGGUAGUGAACAAGCAGAAGAUCCAAAGUCCGGAAACGAGUUUGAUGUUGCUGAACUUCAAGACGAGGAACAACCUCCUCCUGCUAAGAAGAAACGUUACCACAGGCAUACUAAUCGUCAGAUCGAAGAAAUGGAAGCAUUGUUUAAACAAAACCCACAUCCAGACGACAAACAAAGGCAGAGAUUAAGUCAUGAACUAGGACUCAAGCCUCGACAAGUCAAGUUUUGGUUUCAAAAUAGGCGUACUCAAAUGAAGGCACAACAAGACAGAGCUGAGAAUGUGAUGUUAAGGGCAGACAACGAUAACCUUAAGGCAGAGAAUUCUCAUCUUCAGGCGGAGCUACGGUGCCUUUCGUGUCCUUCUUGCGGUGGCCCCACCGUACUCGGUGACAUUCCUUUCAACGAACUCCAUAUUGAGAAUUGUCGCCUUCGUGAAGAGCUUGAUCGUCUAUGCUCCAUAGCUUCAAGAUACACUGGCCGUCCGAUGCAGUCAUCUCAGCCGUUGAUCAAUCCUCCUCCAGAGGUUCAACAUCACCAACCUUCACUGGAGCUUGACAUGAGCGUAUACACAGGGAACUUUCAAGAAAAUCCUUGUUCAGACAUGAUGUUGCUUCCUCCACAAGACACUGCUUGUUACCUCCCAGUUCAAACUAAUAACAACAGCAACGGCUACAACAUGUUACUUGCGGAUGAAGAAAAGGUUAUCGCAAUGGAGAUUGCUGUCUCUUGUGUCCAAGAACUUACUAAAAUGUGUAACACAGAAGAGCCUUUGUGGAUUAAGAAAAAAUCCGACAAGAUGGGUGGCGAGGUAUUGUGUCUGAACGAGGAAGAGUACAGAAGGUUGUUCCCAUGGCCAAACAACAAAGGAGAUUUUCGUAGAGAAGCCUCAAAGGCAAACGCAGUUGUCAUCAUGAACAGCAUCACGCUUGUUGACGCUUUUCUUAACGCUGAUAAGUGGUCGGAGAUGUUCUGCUCAGUUGUGGCUAGGGCUAAAACGGUUCAGAUCAUUUCAUCUGGAGUGUCUGGAGCUAGUGGCUCUCUUCUGUUGAUGUAUGCAGAGUUACAGGUACUGUCUCCAUUGGUUCCAACUCGAGAAGCUUAUUUUCUACGGUAUGUAGAACAAAACGCGGAAAACGGGAACUGGGCAAUCGUAGAUUUCCCCAUCGAUAGCUUCCACGACCAGAUCCAGCCAUUGAGUGCGAACACUCUUCAUGAGUAUAAGAGAAAACCUUCAGGGUGCAUCAUUCAAGACAUGCCUAAUGGAUACUCACAAGUCAAGUGGGUCGAGCACGUGGAAGUAAACGAGAGGCACGUGCACGAGAUAUUCUCCGAGUAUGUGAAAAGCGGAAUGGCUUUUGGAGCUACCCGUUGGCUCGACGUGUUGGAGAGACAAUGCGAGAGGAUGGCAAGCUUAAUGGCUAGAAACAUAACUGAUCUUGGAGUGAUUCGAUCUGCGGAAGGGAGGAGGAACAUGAUGAGGUUAUCACAGAGGAUGUUGAAAACAUUCUGUGUGAAUAUCAGCACUUCGAACGGACAAUCCUGGACCGCUCUGUCUGAAACAACCAAGGACACUGUGAGAAUCACGACAAGGAAAGCGUGUGAGCCUGGUCAGCCUACAGGAGUUGUUCUUGCUGCUGUCUCAACCACUUGGCUUCCAUUCUCCCACGUUAAAGUCUUUGAUCUUCUCCGUCAUCAACAUCACCACUCUCUGUUGGAGGUUUUGUUCAAUGGAAGUUCACCCCAUGAAGUAGCUCAUAUCGCCAAUGGUUCUCAACCUGGAAACUGCAUCUCUCUUCUUCGUAUCAGUGUCUCGAGCAACUCAUGGCAUAACGUGGAGCUGAUGCUUCAAGAGAGCUGCAUUGAUAACUCAGGCAGCUUAAUCGUCUACUCCUCCGUCGACGUGGACUCAAUCCAGCACGCUAUGAACGGCGAAGAUCCUUCCGGUAUUCCGCUUUUGCCCCUAGGGUUCUCCAUCAUCCCCGUGAACUAUCCCGAUCAAGUCGAGGGUAUUUCCGUCAACUCCCAUCCUCUUCCGUCGUGUCUCCUCACAGUCGGGAUUCAGGUCUUGGCUAGCAACGUCCCAACCGCGAAACCAAAUCUCUCCACCGUCACAACCAUCAACAACCAUCUCUGCUCCAUCGUCAAUCAAAUCACUUCUGUCCUUAGCAGCACUGUUGCUCCGUUGAUCGAAUCUUCUUCGGCCGGAGACGACGCCCUUGCCAACAAACAAGGGAUCUAGUGACCGAAUUACCCUUAAACCUCCUUUGCUUUUUUUGAAUCUAAGACGAAAGAAGGGAGGUUCAAAGGUAAUUCGGUUGUGGACUUGAGGGUGUUCUCGUGACGUAACAUCUGUUAAAACCCUUUUUAAUCAAUGUUUAUGCUUUCUGGUUAUUUCUUUUGUGGAGGGUCAUAAUGGGAUUUAACACUAGAAAAAGUUAAGAGGAAGUCAAGAGCGCACCAGGUAGGAAUGUUGACUUCAUUUUUCUGUGUACCGGAUUAUCGGUUCAACCGAUCUCCGAUUUUAACAGAAAAGCGUAUCUGGUUCGGGUAUUGACUCCUUGGACUAUUUUGGCUUAAUUUACAUUUCUCAAUUUAA
Molecule: messenger RNA, 3136 nt
Organism: Raphanus sativus (radish)
Lineage: Eukaryota; Viridiplantae; Streptophyta; Magnoliopsida; Brassicales; Brassicaceae
Product: homeobox-leucine zipper protein HDG5
Exons: 10
Coding region: 299-2779 (826 amino acids)
Biological process (GO): regulation of DNA-templated transcription
Molecular function (GO): DNA-binding transcription factor activity, RNA polymerase II-specific; DNA binding; lipid binding
Source: RefSeq, a predicted model, not a curated record